Messenger RNA from Amoebophrya sp. A120, 5367 nucleotides. Lineage: Eukaryota; Dinophyceae; Syndiniales; Amoebophryaceae. The record is from the annotation of a GenBank genome assembly.
GGAAAUCGCUGUUGCGUCGCGAAAGAGGUGUUGCGUUUUCCUCGCGGUCGCCUUUCCGACAGCAGUUCGUGGAAGAUCAGCUGACACGAGAGCAGGGUGAAGCUCUAGACGCACGAGAUCGAGAUCGAGAUGAAAGCUCUCACGGCCACGAGGCAGGAGCGUCCACGUCGAUGCUGAGUGUUGGUACUGACUUGUUGGCACCACAGGCAGGAGCACAGCACUCAGCUGCAAACCGGGGCAACACAAUAAACGGCACCGCUUCAUCUGGUUUGGGGUUCUUGCAAGAAGGGGAAAGCGGAACGGCCAAAGGAGCAGGAGGAAGCGGAAACGUUGUGGCGUCCUCUUCUAGUAGUCGCAGCGGUAGGAGCGCAGCACCGGCUCUAACGACUUUCCGUCGCUACUGUCGGUAUCACGAUCGAAGUGGGCGCUUCGCAGACACGUCCUGUGGCUUCUUCGUCGACCUGUUCAUUGCGACCGAGAGCGAGGAAGAAAAAUCAUUUCGCCGAAAUAUUAAAAACAAAAACGAAACGAUGACACCCCAAUCUGUCGCAGUGCUACUGGCACACCUGAACGCGCAUAGACGAAACCUGUUGCGACAGCACGAGGAGACUGGGUGCUGUGUCGGGAAAGACACCAACCACCAGCGCUAUCGUGUGGCCCGACAGGUACUGGACGAUUCCUGUCCACCAGGUAGGACUGCGGACGAUGGAGCAGCAGAAAGUGGCCGCGGUUUUCCCGCUAGUGCCCGUAGUACCAGCAACGCAGCUGGUGUCCCACGCAGUCCGCACAACAUCAACAGAGAACGACCGAGCAGGAAUACUGAAGACCGGAGCACAGAGCUAGAUGUAGAAGGCGAUCGCUUCUCUUCGCUUACCCUCUGCGGCACGAGGGAGGAAGCACGACAGAGGUUCUUUACAGAUAUCGAAAAGAAAAAUCCCCCCUCCCCAUAUCAAAACGGAAUUUCUGAUGCUGGAUUUGUGUACACAAAUCAGCUUUGUAUUGCAGGAAGGCACUGCGGCCAGAUCCCCAUGCUAGGUAGGGGCGUUUGGGUCUAGUUGUUCAGCAUUGCAAACGGCUCCCCUUCAGGCCCGACAGCAUGACAAAUCGCCACCAUGCUAGGAUGGAAGCUUCUGCCCUUGUCUUCUGGCAAGGCACAUGUCUGUGAUUUGUGACCUGAAAUCAGCAACGCAAAUUUUCGGAAGCAUACCUUUUCCAUAUGGGGAGGGGGAGUUUUUCCUUUCGAUAACAGAUUCCUGUUGUUCGAAGUUGUUGAAGAAAGAACUCCUCGCGCUUGAACAUGUUCCUGUUUCUGGAAAUCUUCGAAACGUACCUCUUACGCCUUCACCUUCUCGGCUGCAACCACAUCGCCGGGCUUUGCGGAGGUCGGGAGAGUCAAAUGCAAAUUAUGGUGGUCCUCCACCUUGCAAGAGAAAGAGGAAAGGGACAAAAAGACAAACAGUAGGGGCCGUAGAUGCACAUGCACUUGAGUGGGAUGCUGCAGAAGCGCUCGGGCAUCAAAAGCAGCAUCGGAGCGACGUGAAUCCUGGUGGCCCAUGCAGCUCUCCCUUCCAUGCAGUUAGUGUGCGCCGCGCCAACAAAGAUAAAGAACAUGAUGAACAUGAGAAAUCCAAAAACUCCUCGUACGACUUCCGGCCGUUGCAGAAGUCGCACGACAUGCCAGAGAAAUCAUCAUCCCUGCGACGUAUUUUCAGUCGAAGGCCGGUGUGGGUGGCAGGAGCAAGCAGUGGCUCGAGUGAUCCACCAACUGCCGUCCAUAUUCUAGACGGCAGUGUCAGUGCCGCCCAUGACUCUAGACGACGUGCUGCAGGUAGUUCUCUGGAUUCUGGGCAGGGAGAUGAAAACUUCAUCUACGCGGCGGGUGCAAAAAGUACUGCAAGCGAAAAAGAGGUUCUUCGCGCGUGGUGUGUCGAAUUUCUGUCCGAGUCUGCAAUUUUGAAAAUGGCGCCGUGUGGGCGUUCUUCUGUGGAUGAAGAUGAAUGGAUUCCCAUUUUGGAAAAAACGCUUUCUGAUGGGAGCCUGGAGCGUUUGUGGCCUACCGACGCGGAAGAUGUCACGUCGCCAUUUUUACGUGUCGACGUGCGGGACGUCCUCGACGAGGGAGGAGAGUUUCAGGACGAGGAUGGGACUUUCGCAACCGAAACCAUCGAAGCAGAAGUGGAAGAUGCUGUUGCUGGUGGCCCGUCCUCGCGAGCGAUUAGUGAUGUUGAUGGCGUCCACGGGUCAGGAAGUCAUUUUUUAUUUGCCCUGCGAGACUCGACCUCGAGCAAUCCCCUGCUUUCGUGGAUUCUGGCUUUCCGUGAAAUGUCAACAGAGCACUUCGUGAGACUGAUGGUGCGAAUCGGCGGCCUUCUCACACAGGCCUGCUGCAGAGCGCUUGACGGUGGAAGCGGUUCGAGUAGUGUAGCUAUGCUUUCUCUAGAAGUACAUGGCCGAGGCGAUGCAGGAGGUGGAGGAGGAGUACAGCGCUCCGACGCAGUAGAUGACCAGGCCGACGAUACUAGGCCGCAUUCGCAUUUCGCCCGAUCCCGCGACAGAGUCGAUGGAAGCGAGCAUUUGCCUGCAGAUGCUGGGCGCGCAGACGAAGGGAUGAGCACCGAGGUGGACGAGGAAAGGGCCGAUGUGGAGCUGCUCGCGGAGGUCCUUCGCAAGUUGGAACUCGGCAGCUUUAUCGCGGCUCCGUGUUCGUCGCCGUUUCUCGCGCAGGAGGCCUGUCUGCUGGUGAAUCGCGAGCGCGACCGGAGCGGCGCGCAGACCCCGAUGGAAACUUUCGUCGCAGGCCCCAUCUUUGCCCUCGACGAGCCAACUUGUUCGGUCGGCAGGAGAGGGAUGCCAACAUCAGCGAACGAAUCCUCGUGCAAAACAACUACAAGAAGAGCAGGUAGCGGAGAUAAUCGAAGGCGACAAGUCCUCGCCAACAUUGACCUCAACGAGAGCGACGCUUUUUUUCACUUCGAUGGGAGGCGAGACGAGGACUCUACAAGCGAAAGCGCAACGACAACGUCAGAGGAUGUUUUCUCUUCCGACUCGGAAUCAAGUGCCGGCGGUCUCAGUUCAGAAUCCGGUGAAUUCAGAAGUUCACCAGAAGAAAAUGGAGCAAGAAGGAACGCGCUCACUUCCCCACAGCCGAAGCGAUUGCUUCACCUAAAUCGCCAGAAGCCUUGGUCGAAGGCGUUCCAGCGUCAACGAGCGGAGCAGCGCCACCAAGCUCGCUUGCGUCUAGAGACCGAGUUGAGAGUACCUCCUGCCCGGCCCCACGGCCUUGCCCGUGAGGUGGAAGCAGAAUCUGAAUCCGCAGACAUCGAACGAGGUCGCGGCUCUGCAAGAACACGACGUCGUCUUCGACCAUCAUCCUCUGUCGCGGAGCUGGACUCGUUUUUUGGCACAGUGCGGUGGCUCGACACGCCACCCGCUUGCGGUUCGGAGACCAUACACGUACUUUUGAAACAACUGAACAAGAAGAGUAGACGUAAACGGCGCACUCGGACGAACAGGAACAAAAAUUAUAAGGCCGCCGGCGCCUUUGGCAGCGAAAGCGAAACAGGCGAGGGAAGCGGAAGCCGCGAAACCGCAUCUGCAGAUUGUCCUCGUCCACACUGCACUGCAUUUGCAUGCAACGCACUCGGCGGAGAAGGACAGGUCCAAGAACAACCUGAAUCGGAAUCCUACGAGAAACAACUGAAAAGCCUGCGCUCGCGGUUUGCGGACGCGACAACGCGCCGCACGCGCACGCGCGGGAGUUACAACACGGUUGCGAUUCUACAGCAAUGCUUUCCCUUCGAGUUGCGCCGAGGGAACAGGUACUGGAAAGAAGGUCAGCUGGAGAUGUAUAAUGCCGAGCGAUCAAAUUGUCCUGUCGCCAACUCGAAUUCCACCCCGCAACUGGACGUGGACGGACAUGAUAGCGCUUGCGCUGCCAAAGUGCUACAAAAAUCUAUGAUCGAAAACGAAAACAAAAAGAAGGAGCAACAGGAAGAAACCGAUCGCAACGGAUUGCGGAGAGAAAACCUGGAUGAGCUCGCUCACGACUUUGACACUGUUUUGGCAAAGGCGUUGAACCACCAGCCCAGCAGCUAUGUGCGAUGCAUGCUGCCGGGAUGCUCGGCCUGCUUUUCCAGCUACGAAAAAGUGCGAAAACACAUGGAGACCUGCUGCACCGACCGCCACUGCAAUCCCGAGGAAAUCUACCGUCUCCGCGUGGCCGACACUACCGUGAAAAUGCAGGAUGGUCAUAUAACUCCUCCUGGUUCUACUGCCAGUGUGCAUCGCGGGACGGGUGGCGCUGCUGCACCUCAGGAUCAAACUCAAAUUCGCCCCCGGGAGAAUUCCGAGACGAGGACCUCGGCGUCAUUAUCUUGUGCAGCUGUUACAUCACCUACUCAAUCUCAUCCCAUCUUAAAACGCGGCAGACAGAGCAGGGAAAAGCAUCAAAGUGUGCGGCGUUGGCCGCCUGUUUGUACACAGGCCUGCAGCAAGAUUGCAAAUGUGCUUCGGCGGCAGCAUCUUCUGGAACCUUCGUUGACCUCCGGCGCAGAAGAUGUAGGCGAAGAACAGGGAGAUAAUUACGCUUGUCCGGUUCCCGGGUGUCUGGCGGCGUUUCCCACUCGCGACGCGACACUUUCACACUCAAAAGAUUGUAUCUUUUUGGCAGGACGAGGUGGAGGCCCUCCCGGAUUGCCAGCAAAAGGUGUUCCUCUGCUGUUGCGCUUUGUCUUUCGGGAUGACGAGGAAAUCACUGAAGCUCGGAGGUCUCUGAUGCUUCGUAGUUGCACCUCGGAUCGGAAGAUGUAAGGACGACUACUUCUACUUGAUUUUGAUAUCCCUGGCUUUUGUUCUUCCGUUUUUUUUCUUUAUUUUAGAUCUUGAUAUCGGAGCUUUUCAUCGUUUUCCUUCAUAAACAAAAUCAAAAAGCAGGCGACGGCCAAGAUGGUAGUUGAUUGCAUCUCCUGUUGAAUCGUGUCACCUUUUCCUUUCGCCAAGUGCCGCAUGGCGCAUGCACACCGAAAGCACCAAACACGCAAGUAGAGGUGUUAUUCAGGUAUACUAUAAUGUACGAUCCCGCUUUUUUGAUAUACUCAUCACAUCUACUAGAGCUGUCUCGUAGUGCUCGCCGGUUUGUUGUUGGGGCUUUAUUGAGUUUUGAAGCACAUAAAGAUAUGCGUAUGCGUUGAGUUGUCUCACCACUGAGUGUCUGACUAAAGACAAAGAUCAAUAUCAAGGAGCCAAGCAUUGGAUCCUUUGUUUCUCUGUUUGCCACAGGAACCUUGUUUCAGCCGCAUUUUUGGUUCGUUAUCGGCCAGGUCUUUGAAGACGAUUUAUAGAAGAUAAUACAACGAGAGUAAAGACGAG